Molecule: messenger RNA, 701 nt
Organism: Punica granatum (pomegranate)
Lineage: Eukaryota; Viridiplantae; Streptophyta; Magnoliopsida; Myrtales; Lythraceae
Source: RefSeq, a predicted model, not a curated record
UCCCACUCUCUUCAUUCCACUAACACACUCCCUCUUCCUCAUCAACAAUUCUUCUAAAAUUAGGGUUUGUCUGAGAGGAAGAUAUUAAGAAUGGAUGCGAAGAGCUCCACGACACUUGCCUUCUUUUUCUUACUCAACCUCCUCUUCUUUUCCCUGUGUACUGCAUGGACCCCGCCUAAUCCUACCCCGAGCCCUUCAGGUGGCACUUGCCCCAGGGAUGCGCUAAAGCUAGCUGUCUGCGCCAACGUGCUGGGUGGCCUCCUCAACAUUACGAUUGGGACCCCUCCAAAGGAGCCAUGCUGCUCUCUCGUCCAGGGGCUCGUCGACCUAGAGGCCGCUAUCUGCCUUUGCACCGCGAUCAAGGCGAACGUGCUCGGUAUCAAUCUCAACAUCCCGCUCUCUCUCAGCUUGCUCCUCAACGUUUGCGGGAAGAGUGUCCCUAAGGGUUUCCAAUGUCCUUAAGUAUAUGUGCGGUGAGGCUUUAAACUAUGAAUUAUUGCGUGUCCCAAAUUGGAGGGGGUUUCUUUAUCUUGAUUUUCCCAAGUCAACAGUGCUAUCUUCUGAAUUGUGUGGGGUUGGUCAUAGUCUAUACACUAAAUAAAACUUCGUCGGGACACUAUGUGAUAGUGUCAUUUGCAUUUACGAUUGUAAAAGAUCAAGCGAUCGUUUUAAUUUGAAUAAAGUAUGAUUUUGAGGUAUCA